Solanum pennellii is the source of this 5083-nucleotide messenger RNA. RefSeq lists its product as uncharacterized. Lineage: Eukaryota; Viridiplantae; Streptophyta; Magnoliopsida; Solanales; Solanaceae. The coding region runs from base 1565 to 4774 and encodes 1069 amino acids. The record is from RefSeq and is a predicted model, not a curated record. The transcript has 3 exons.
GGCAGAAACCCCUCGGCUUUUUCCUGCCAUUGGUAAAUUUUCUGCUUCUCUCUAAAAAUAAAAUCUUCUAAUUCUCUGUUUCUCUCUCUAGAAUCUAUCGAUUUCCGAUUACUGAUUUGUGGUUUUACGGUAAGGGGUUUGGAAAACCUCCAUUUUUUUUUGAUCAAGUAUUUCUGUAUUUUUGUUAUCUGAUGAUUUUGUUGAGUUUUGUUUAGUGUAAUUGUUCUGUGUUAGAAUCGACGGUAUAUGUUGCAGUAAUCAGUUGUGCCGACGGAGAAUAGUUGGGGAGAAGACCAGCAGUAUAUACAGGUUGAUUGAGAUUUUAAGUAUUUCUGUUUAAUGUUAUGUAUUUGAGUAUCUGAUUGAGAAUUACUCAGUUUAUUGAUUUGAAGUGAGUGUUAAGUUGAACUUUAUUGAAAAUUCUCAAUGUGUUUGUAGGGGGAAUAUCAUUUUGAAUUUGAAUUUUGCAUAUUUGUUGAGAAAAAUUGGGGGUUUCUCCCUUAACUUCUUUUUGGGUGUAAUCCUAAACUUUGUUAGUUAUUUUUAAAGUUAAUAGACCAUAAACCGAACGAAACAAAAACACCAAGUGAUUUUUUCAUGUAUCUUAGCCUUGUUGGAUAGAGUGGAGAGAGGUAUCUCAGUAUAGGUAUUAUGUGGUAUUAGUCUAGGAUGAUACAAUUUUUUGGUAGCUUCUUUUCUCUCUGCCUCUUGAAAAUACAUUUUUCUUUAUAAUUACACGUGUUUGCCGUUGAAAGGGAGGGUCUGUGUGAAAUAUUGUGUUUUUGCAUUAUAUGGUAUUAGAUCUUUUAUCUUUAUGGCUGUGUGAGUUAUUGUGCUUUUGUAUUAUAUGGUAGUAGAUAUUUUAUCUUUAUGGUUGAUUAGGGGUGUUUGUAUUUGCCUUCUUUUUUGGAUGUAUUAUGUGUUUAGGGUUGUGAAAUACGAGGAACAAUACAUUGCAUCUCUUACUCUGUUCAAUUUGUUUGAUCACGGAUAGAAUUUGUGUCGCUAGCAAAUGUUCUUUUUCGUGCCCCUUCUUGUUUUUGAGUAGUCUGAAAUGGACAUUACUUCGUUGCAGAUGUGCAGUUGCCAGUUUAUUGAAUGCUUUUUGUUAACCAGGGUCUGGUCUAUAAGUUUUGUAAUGUUAAGUCCAAAUUUAGUAUAUUCUCACUACUCUCAAGCAGUGUUCAGGAAAGCAAAGCGAUGCGAGCCUUCUACGCUUCAAUGAGUAUGUGAGCGCUUCAUCGCAUGCUUCAUCGCUUAAAGCGUGAAGCGGGGCCUAAUCGCUUUUUUCCGCUUCACGCUUCCCUGAACACUGCUCUCAAGUAUCUAAUGUAUCUGUUCAUCAUGCUGUUCACUAUAAAAAAAUCCGUAUCAGAAGCAUCAAUAGGUUCUCCAUAAAGAUGGUUCUAAUUUUGGUAUGUAUUUUAUUUUGCCUAUGUCUGAUUUCUCCAAAGAAUUUUUGAUUAGAUGAAAAGUAGUAUUAGACAUCAUGUUCAUUUUGAUCAAUAAUAAUAGUCAAUACAUAACAGCUUUGAAUGCUAUUGUAAUUUAAUUCAAUCUUAACAUGCUUCUCCUGCUUGUUUUUUUUCCUUAUCUAGCCUCUUUAAUUGCAUGUUCACUUAUUUGGGAAGUUGAAAAUAUAUUUGGGCUCCAUACUGGUUGGUAUAUCACCAAUUGUUGUUUUUACUAUUAUGUGCAUUUAAAUGAAGUGACAGGAUAUAGUUUGUCAAUGGAGUAUGACAAUGAAGAACAUGGUUUUAUUAGUGUUCCGGCUCCUGAGUUUGGUGCAAUUUUUAUGUCAAACAUUGCAACAAAGAGAGAGUGCUUUAAGCAUAGUGUCUUUGGCCUUCCAUUGUCCAUGGGUAAUUUUGUGAAGGAGGUCAAAAAAGGAAUGAUCCUGUUCCUAUUUGAAUAUGAAAGGAGACAGCUUUUUGGAGUGUAUCGGGCUAUCUCAGACGGUGGAAUGAACAUUGUACCCCAUGCAUUUAGUUCUUCUGGGAAGCAGUUUUCUGCGCAGGUCCAAUUUGAGCCGAUUUGGCGUUGUAGUCCACUAUCUGAAGAUGAGUUCCGUGAUGCCAUUAGGGAGAACUACUUUUCAGCAAGGAAGUUCCACUUUGGUCUGUCUGAUGAGCAGGUUCAUAGGCUUCUUAGAUUGUUUAGUUCAAGAAAGUUAAAGAAUAAGUUACCCCUGAGAAAGCUCACAACUGGAGUGAGCAAUGGAAUUGACGAAGACCAUAUAAUGGUCAGUAACAAAUCCUAUACAUUAAGCGGUGGCUUUAAUAUCAAACGUUCUAAUGCUGAUUUAAGGCCUUUGCUGUCAAGAGGACAUCCAAGGUCAUUCCAUGGAGUAAAAAGAGUCCCCGAUGAUAUGUUUCCAAUUGAGCACAGAGAGAAGAAUGAAUAUAUAGUUGAUUCUGCUGAACAUCUCUACUAUAAUGAUAAGAAGAGAAAAAUAGGUUAUGAUGAAGCAUUAUCGAGGGAUAAUGCUGCAGAAGAUAAGCUUCAUGUUCAUUCGCCCACUGAAGAAUUAGGAUUUCCUGGAGAUGAUGAGUGGUCUUUGAAUGACAGGGUAAAGAGGAAGCAUAAAAUAAACACAAAUUGUACUCCUGCCCCCUCCAACUACAUGGAAGAUUCUGACCUCAGAAGAACAGUUCAUGAUGCAAAUUUAGUGGUAAGAGAUCAGAUAGUAAAGGAAAAUAACAUGGAUAGUAAUUUUGGUCCGGGCAGAUCAAAUGAGUCAGACAAUGCUAGAACUAGACUUGGUGCUCAUUAUGCUGGUUUUUCAAGGAACAAUAAUGUGGAUGGAGUACAUAGCAUGGAUAAUUCUCAUGAGCCUUCCCUUUCUAGGAAGAAUAGAAGUGAUCCCUUUUGGAAUGUUGGAACUGCAAGUGAUAAUUGGCCGAAGACCUUGGAUGAUAGAGUACGGGGGAAAAAGAGCCAUUUGGACCCUGAUAUUAAUCCUACAAUUGUGUCUGAGCGCUUUGUGAACUCACCCUACAAGAAAAAAGGAAUGCAUAAAGAUGGUAGAUUAUUCAGAAGAGAGAUAAGCGGAAAUGAAUCUAAGUUUCGUACAGGAAUCAUAAGAGAGUUUGAUCAUCAAGAGGCCACUGAUGAUGAUGUAUGCUUCCUUUCUAGGCGUAAAGGAGCAAAUGAAAAAUGUGCUGACAGAUUUCUUAUCCCAACUGCUUCAAAUGGGAACUCCGCCUAUGCCGGAGAUGUAGGUAGACAAAUGGCUGAAGUUGGUAGUUAUCCAAUGAAUGAUUUUGAUGGGUUGGUCCCUGGUACAGAGAACUUAAAGAGGCCUCUCUCCGGGGCUGAUUGUACUGUGUACUCUCCAAUGAAGAAAAGAACCCCAGGGUACUCCACCAAAUUUCUUGCUGGAACAGAAUUUCCUCAGUCAACAGAGGGACAAAAUCUUGGUCAGUCUUGCUCUAAAUUCCAUGAUGCAACAAUUACAAGAGUCAUGCCAUAUAAGGAUGAGCUAGCAAAUUCUUGUUAUGGACAUACCGAGACAUACGAAGUUGAACAGGGUUCAAUCUUUGUGCGAGGGCCACCUUCUUCCAAUGUGUAUAGAGAGAAUAACUUUGCAUCAUCUAAAGGUAUAUCUUCUCCAUAUUCCCAUCCUGAAUUUACAAAGAAGGGCCUGGAAUCAGCUUCUGAAGGUGGAAAAAUGGUUCUGCUUUCGCAAGAUGGGUUCAGCAAUCCUCUUAUAAAUGUUGGAAUUUCUGAGUCGGUGGAACCGAAUAGGUCUGGUUCUUUUGGUAAUAGAACUGCUUUCAUUUCAAGGGCAUCUAUUGUUCCACAGUUAACUAGGCAUGAUAUUAAUGAGGGUGAAACUUGGAGAUUUUCAUCUCAAGCUGCCCUUGGUUCAAUUGCUAGAAAUUCCUUUUCUGGUAAUUAUCAAUGUGCGGAUGAGCAGAUAGCUGAUGGGCAUGUUAUAUGGCAAGGGAGUGAUGCAACUCAUGUUGGAAGAAGAUCUCGCUCUCCUAACACUAGUUGGUUGCUCCAAGGAAAUGUUUUGACAAAUCUUGACUAUGCCAACAGACCUGGAGCUGAUGUCGUUAAUGAUGAAUACGAGAACAACAGAUUGACGAAAAUUGUUCAUUCUGAUUCCAGAAAUUCCAGAAGAAGUGUUUUUAGUCGCUUAUCUUUGGCUCCUAAAGUACAUAAGCCAAGAGAACAAGAAUUUGAUUAUAGUAUGAGCUUCGAUGAACAUUAUAUGGAUACAACAGUUGAUGAAAUCAUGGACUUGUUAUACGAGGAUCAGAAAAUUGUACCAAAAAAGCCAUUGAACCGUAAACCAUUUAUCCGAAAAGUUGGUUCUGGUGAAACUAAUAGGUCAGGAAAACAUGCUUCAGUUGUCAAAAAUGAUGCAGAGCAGACUGCUGAUUCAAUGACGAGAGUUCUCAAAGAAAGUUCAAAUGAAGUUCUUGAAGAAACCAUGAACCAUAUUCUGGCAGAGACCAGAAUGGUGGAUUUUAAGCGCAGGAGGGAGACGAAUCGAACUUCAGAACAGAGUACUGUUAAAUUAAACAAAGAAGAAGAGACAAAUGCUAAUGAAUACACAGUCCUUCAGAAUGCACAGGGAAACAGUUCUCAAACUGCAGUGGCUAAGGAUUCAGCUGAUAAGCCAUUCAAGCGUAGGAAGCUUGUGCGUCCAGUAUUUGAUGAGAACAAUUGUAGGAGUGAUUUGAAUCACCAACUUCCUUGUCAGACACUUGACACGGCUAAAACAGGUAACUCAGAUUCGAUCGAGGUUCAGCCCGCUCUCUAAUAAUUAAACUAUCUAGGUGAGCAACAAACUCCAUAGUCAUCAAGUUGUCCAACAUGCUUACUCAAGAGGCGGUUUGCAUACACCGAAGCUUUGUAUAUGAUGAUGACGAGGCUGAACGUAGGCAGCACCAUGAUUGUAUACUAAAAUCAUGUAAUAUACGACUGUUUUCAGAUCUUAUGUCGAUCUGCAACUCAAGUUUUGUGGAAGUUGGAUUUUGUUAUGCAAAUGAACAAAUUCACCCCUUGUGUAAAUUUGAUAUUUGCUUACUUCAUUUUGCUCCGCAUUAUAACAUUUUCUUAUUUUCGAUGA